This is a messenger RNA of Cutaneotrichosporon cavernicola, 1587 nucleotides long. RefSeq lists its product as uncharacterized. Gene Ontology annotation, molecular function: carbohydrate:proton symporter activity. The transcript is spliced from 3 exons. Gene Ontology annotation, biological process: transmembrane transport; carbohydrate transport. The record is from RefSeq and is a predicted model, not a curated record. Bases 1 to 1587 code for a protein of 528 amino acids. Lineage: Eukaryota; Fungi; Basidiomycota; Tremellomycetes; Trichosporonales; Trichosporonaceae. Gene Ontology annotation, cellular component: plasma membrane.
AUGGUGUCCAAGUCGAUCAUCUUCUGCUUCGUCGCCGCGUUUGGCGGUUGGGUCUUUGGAUAUGACAUCGGUUACAUCUCGGGAUGCCUGAUCAUGGACCCGUUUAUCGAGAAGAUGGGCGAGUUCAAGGACGGCGCGUGGGUGCUCGAGCCACAGCGAUUGAGUAUUAUCACAUCGCUUCUUUCGGCCGGUACGUUCUUCGGCGCCAUCCUGCAGUCGUUCACGGCCGACCGCCUCGGACGGAAGUACAGCAUCAUGGCGUGGGGAGCCAUCUUCACCGUCGGCACAAUCAUCCAGACGGCAUCGUUCGGUUUCGUUCAACUCACAGUGGGCCGUUUCGUCGCUGGUCUCGGUGUCGGCGCUCUGUCCGCCAUCGUGCCGCUGUACAUUGGCGAAGCGGCACCCAAGAAGAUCCGCGGCACCCUUCUCGUCCUGUACCAGGUCCAGAUCGUCUCUGGUCUUUUCCUCGCUUACAUUAUCAACUUUGCCACGCACAAGAUGACCAACGACGCGGCGUGGCGUAUUCCCAUCGGCCUCCAACUCGCAUGGGGCUUCGUACUUAUGAUGGGCGCGGCGAUCCUCCCCGAAUCUCCCCGCCUUCUCCUCGGAAAAGGCCGUGAGGAAGACGCAUACAAGGCGAUUGCCAGCCUCAAUGACUGUGAAGUGGACAGCGACAAGACGCGUGAAGUGGCCUUGGAACUAGAGGAGGCGAUCGCGGUCGAAAAUGCCGAAGGCAAGGCAUCGUGGCUCGAAUGUUUCUCAAUCAAGAACCGCAUGUUCCACCGCACCAUGAACGGAAUAAUGAUUCAGUUCCUACAACAGUUAAACGGCCAGAACUUUUAUUACUACUACGUGCGUCUCAGUCCCAGAGGUCUUACUGAUGUCCAGGCUCCGGUAUUUUUCAAAAAUGUCUCCGGGUCCCUCAACUCUUUCACCAUCCAGCUCCUCCUCGGCGGCGUAUCCUUCGCCAUGGUCCUCCCAGCCAUGUGGACCAUCGAGCACAUGGGCAGACGCUCCAGUUUACUCAUUGGUGCAGCCUGUAUGGCGGUUUGCGCGCUUGUGGCCGGUCUCGUCGGCCACUAUUACACCGACACGCCUGGUGUUCCAGCCGACAAGCAGAAACUCGGCAGCAACGUCCUCGUCGCAUUUGCCAUUCUCCACGUCUCGUUUUUCAGCUGGUUCUGGGGCCCUACGCCGUGGGUCUUGCUGGGAGAAACAUUCCCGCUUCGUGUUCGUCCCAAGGCAAUUGCGCUCGGUGCCGCCUCGAACUGGUUCUGGAACUUUAUGCUCGGUUAUUUCAGCCCUCUGAUCGCCGACGACAUCGGUCCUCUUAUCCUCCUGAUCUUCUUCGGCUGUCUCGUCGCUGCCCUGAUCUACGUCUACUUCUUCAUCCCCGAGACGCGUGGGAUCACUCUCGAACAGGUCGACGAGCUGUACCGCUCCGGCACGCCCGCAUGGCGCUCGACCACAUGGAGGCCCUCGGAGCGGGCCGUUGUCACGCACGACGACAAGGCCGACCCCGAGCGUGCACACCAGGAGCACGUCGAGGCUGCGGCCGUGCUCUCCAAGCGUCCGUCGCGCGUGUAG